AUGGCAGUAAAAGUGACAGCAGCAGCAGUAACGACACUGGGAGCAACAACAGUGAGAGCAGCAGCAGCACCGACAGGAACAGCAGCAACAACAGCAACAGCAGCAGCAACAGCAACAGCAGCUGCAGUGACAGCAGUAGCAGCAGCAACGACAGUAGCAGCUGCAACAGUGGCAGCAGCAUCAGUAGUGACAGCAGCAGCAGCAGAACCGGCAGUGAGAGCGACAGCAGUGAUGAUUACUAUGAGUGCGGGCCUGGAGAGAGGGUGUGUUACGACAAUGGUGCACCUCAUGGCAUGUACUGCCGGGAUUCGUGGCAUUCCUAGCGACCCUCAUCCUCCUGCUUCCGCACUUCCCUCUCUCCAAUUUCGUCUCUCCCACUGUGCUUCUCACUCUCAGCCUCUCAGUCCCCUAAUCUAUCUCUCCCACUCACCUCUCCACUCACAUCCUCUCCCCAGGUACCAUCUCCCCUUCAACUCUUUCCUCUCCCACUCUUUCCACUCCCGCUCGCUCCUCUUCCAGUCUCUCCUCCCCACUGUCACGCCUUCCCUUCAUUCAUGCACAUGA
Closterium sp. Yama58-4 is the source of this 564-nucleotide messenger RNA. Lineage: Eukaryota; Viridiplantae; Streptophyta; Zygnematophyceae; Desmidiales; Closteriaceae. The record is from the annotation of a GenBank genome assembly.